Molecule: messenger RNA, 2671 nt
Organism: Colossoma macropomum (tambaqui)
Lineage: Eukaryota; Metazoa; Chordata; Actinopteri; Characiformes; Serrasalmidae
Product: ran-binding protein 3-like
Exons: 14
Coding region: 238-1698 (486 amino acids)
Biological process (GO): protein export from nucleus
Cellular component (GO): cytoplasm; nuclear pore
Molecular function (GO): GTPase activator activity
Source: RefSeq, a predicted model, not a curated record
GACAUAUUUCCUCCUGACAGGACGCACGUUUGGUUCACUGUCACUGCCAGAAACGGCUUGUUCCGGAGUCGCUGAGCGUUUGGAUUAACUUGACACCCAACAGCAGCGACUCUCACCGUCAUUGUGCUGCAUUUGCCACGUUUUUGUUUUUAUUUAAUCCCGUUUUAACCGCCUUGCUCGUCAGUGUGUUGAACGCUGCUGCAGUUGUAGAGCAGCGCUGAGCAGAAGCUGGGGGUAAUGAGAGGAACUCAGCCUCUAGCAGCCUCCGAUGCAGCGUGUCCCGGGUUGAUGUCUCUGUCUACGGGCUUUCCAGCGUCUCCGCCCUCCGGUAGAGCCUCAUUAUCUACCGGAGCUGCAGUGGAUGACCCUGGCUCUCCUGCUGCCCACUGUGGACGGGAUGGUGUCUAUUCCACACCUCAAGACAAACCAGUACUCGCUCCACCGUUGUUCAUCUUUCAGAGGAUGAUGGCUCCAGGGAAGAGGAGAGCCGAGGAAGAAGGACAUGGAGCUGGAGUAAACAAACGCGUCAGAUCCAUCACCUAUCCCUCCUUGCUCAGUCGGACCAGAAAAGGCCCCUACGAUGGCAUUAGGCGAGUGCGAUCAACUUCUCUAUCCUUCCCACCACCUUUACCUGUCUCAAGGUCGAACAUGUUUAUGCCUUCAAACUUGAACAACAUGAACAAGGUCUCCACUACCGCAGCGUCUCCUCAAGUUAAGGUGAAGCGGACAGUAUUAAAGCCGUCUCUCCUAAUAGCUCCUGGGCCCUGGAGCACCCAUGACGUGCCUCAUCUCAGACAGGUUACACUUAACACAGAUGAGGAAAUCUCCAGAGUUACUAUAGACUUCCCACCCUCAACCGACGUGCUGGAGCAGCGGACACUACCCCAGGACAGCAGAAGCCUCCUGGAAACAGAUUCAGCCAUCACUGGCCACAUCCAGUUUGUGUUUGGAGAGAAUAUGAGUGAGAGGGUUCUGAGUCCACAGAAGAGUCCGUGCAGUGAGGACAUGUCCGAUACAGACUGCAGCUCUACUGACUCAGAUUCGUCCAGUUCUGAGGCCUCUAAUAAAAUGACUGUCCGAAGUUCGCUGUGGGAGUCGGCAGCAGCUUACACUGCCGCAUGCAAGAGGCGCUGCUUACUCAAGCGAGUCCGGGUCUUCACCGGAGAGGAAAAUGAGAGCAACGUUGUCCAGCUGACGUGUAAGCUGUUUGUUUUGGAGAGGGGAACACAGUCGUGGAGUGAGAGGGGGAGAGGGGUGUUAAGACUAAACGACUUGGAAACUGGAACUAAAGGCUGCUUGCAGUCUAGAAUGGUGAUGAGGCACCAGGGAAGUCUGAAAGUGAUCCUGAACACCAAGCUGUACCCGCACACGCACCUGCGGCGGCCGGCACGGAGGAACCUGCAGGUGACGGCCACGGAUUUGGAGAGCCACUCUGUGCGGGUGUUCCUGAUCCAGGCCAGCGCGCGGGACAUCGCUCGGUUGUAUGUGGCCAUCCACCACAGACUGGUGGCCCUGCGCUGCAGCCCCGCCAGCCUGACCGGAGAGAGUGCAGCGUUCCGGGACAGAGAGGGACACUGCAGCAGUGAGGAGGAAGAGGACGAAGAUGAAGAGAAGGCUGAGGAGGACACAGACUUUUACACUCACACGAUGUCUGGGACUUGUAAUUGGAGGCACAGUCAUUCCAGGUUCUGUCCAUGAUCACCCCACCACCCUGGUGCCUCAGGAUGACUCCUGUCCUGCCUUUGCUCUCUGCCAUUCCAGAGCACCUGUGAACCAUAGCCUUCUGUGCUCAGUCACAGAGCUGAAGACCAGCACAGGGACUUAGAACAACACAGAGGCAGCUGUUGGAGAGCAGCCUGUAAAGUGUAUCUUCAGUAUUAACCCCAAACAUUUGCCAAAGAACAAAAUGACUUCGUAUAAUGCUGUGAGAACUUCUCUUUUUCCUGUUCGAGGGACAAUAAAGGAGGGGCUUCAAGUGUCUUGAAAGUGAUAUUUUGUCCAUUGGAUCUUAAGCUCACACUAUGCAUUCACAAGCUCAGAGACCAUUUCAGAAAACUGUGAAGAUGUCGGGAAUAUCCGUGUCAUGAGAUAUCUAUGCUACUGGGACGAUUUUGUGGAAUUCAAAUGGACUUUUUAAAUGUUUUCUUUGUUUGGAAAAGGGUUUAAUUGCCUACACAUUCUUUUCUACACAGCUGUGGCCUACUACAGUUUGAAAGGCCCACUACAGUUUGGAAGGCCCACUACAGUUACAGUUUGAAGAUUAUAGGUAAUUUGCUACACUGUUUAUUUAUAACAUUACAGUACUUCACUCUUAUAACAGUGGAUUUCUGCUCUACCUCAUGAAUGUUAUUGUACAAUGUCAGGUCUUCUGCACUGAAUUUUGGUUUCAAGUGUCACAAGAAAAGUAAUUGACUGGAAUCAGUUUUGACUUUUUGUCUUGUGUGUCAAAAGAAGGUUGGAGAACGAUUGUUUCUUAAAAUGUAAAUUCAGCGAGUCAGACUAGUCUCAUAUUUCUUUAAAUAUCUGAGAAUUUUUUGGGGGUAAAUCUGCUAAAAUAAAGAAAUAACACAUUUGCUGUUGAUAACUUUUAAGGGCUAAAACAAAAAAUUAUUAUAUAUUUUUUAUAUCAUAAUUUCUGUCUGAAAUGCAAUAAAUAGCUCAUAAAAAUAUA